This is a messenger RNA of Sphaeroforma arctica JP610, 1317 nucleotides long. RefSeq lists its product as hypothetical. Gene Ontology annotation, molecular function: transcription elongation factor activity. Gene Ontology annotation, cellular component: super elongation complex. The record is from RefSeq and is a predicted model, not a curated record. Gene Ontology annotation, biological process: positive regulation of DNA-templated transcription; regulation of transcription elongation by RNA polymerase II. Lineage: Eukaryota; Ichthyosporea; Ichthyophonida. The coding region runs from base 55 to 1317 and encodes 420 amino acids. The transcript has 10 exons.
CUAUAUCUAAAUAUAUAAAUAGACAUAUAUAUUUAUAUAUCUAAUAUACAUAUAAUGGCCGACGAAAGUGAACCAGAGCGAGGAGUGCCCCUACCUCUCCGGUUGGGAGAAACGUUCUAUCAAGAUGCUCCCACGUUCUAUAAUAUAGCAUUUGACUUCAAGCCCGGGAAGAUAGACCUGGAACAGGCCGGCUCGAUAAACAUCGACGGCGCAUCGGUGAACGUAGGGUUCCAGACAAAUAACGACAACCCCGAUGAUUUCGUCUACUACCAAGGAGCUAAGAGUGACACCGGCGGCAAAGAUGCGAUCAUCGUCUACGAUCCCGAGACCCAAGAAUACACGCUGCAACUGGUGCACACUCAUGUGCGGUUAAAGCAAAUACGCGACACGACGGAGAUGUCAUUCCCGGAUGUCUCGAAUAAAACCAACCUGCACGAUCUUCAAGCCAUGAAGGCAGAAGGCUACCACGACGGACCGCGCGCGAGGCUCACCAGCAUUGGCAGUGGCUUGUUCAGUGACGACGAAGCCAAAUACAGAGACAGCCCAAGUGGCCAGGAUGUGCAGGUGCACGACUUGGAAGACAUGGACGAGAUGGAUGACGCACACCAGGAAUCAUAUCAGGAGCCAACGAGAAUGGAUACAAUGGAUAUGGACAAUAAAGGAGGAGUGGAUCCGUACCUCUCUACCCAGGAUCAGGACAGCUACACGGACGAGGAAGAGCCCGAUGCCGUGUCACAGAAUGUUGACGACAGCAUUGGUGCAAAUACCAGGGAUGCAUUGGUCAUGAUCACUGCUUUUGUGCCAUUGUGCGUCACGCCACACCCAUUGUCCACACUAUCACACGCAUGCCGAGCGUUACAAGUCCGGCAGGGUAUGCUUACCAUGGUUACUGUGAACGCUUUGUCUGAGUAUUUUCGCUUUAAGGACAGGAGGAGGAGCAGUGAAGGGUUGGAUGUGAGUAGCAGUUCGGGAUCAUCCUCGGGCAGUGACUCUGAAGGCGAGCAUCUGAGUCGGAAGGCCAGUAUGACAAGUGUCAACAGUGUCAAAAGUGUACAAAUUGUCACGUCGUUCCGCGAGAUGGCAGACGCCCAGCAGCAGGACGGGAGCGGGGACGGUGCUGCGAGUGCUAAAAAUAGCCCAGUCCAUGCACCCGAAAGUUCGACUGCGGCAAUCACACACCAGGACUCGGUCGCAAGCAAUUCCGCGGGCGCCACAGACGCAGAAGAGAUCGGGCGGCGGCGUUCGUCUACGGGUCUGAAUAUGAACAUGGCUGAUCUCGACGACGGACUGGACUUGAGCGAAUCUGACAGUGAUUAG